Molecule: messenger RNA, 7951 nt
Organism: Drosophila navojoa
Lineage: Eukaryota; Metazoa; Arthropoda; Insecta; Diptera; Drosophilidae
Gene: nocte
Product: no circadian temperature entrainment
Biological process (GO): cell differentiation
Source: RefSeq, a predicted model, not a curated record
UCUCUUAUUCGCUCUUGCUAUUAGUCGUUUUACAGCUCACACAAGAAGACUGAGAACCAUACAGCAAACACAGAGAAGAAUCGUGAAGAGAAACUACAAGGAAGAAGCAAGAACAAAACGUAAGGCGCCAAGGAGGCAACUAAAACAGAUCUCGACCUCCUCAAAUCGAAAUCGACAUCCACAUCGACAUCGACAUCGACAUUAGCACAGUCCGACUUUCGAACGUCUGCAAAUAUUUGCAUCACAUCUAAAGCGAAUCGAGUGCGAUUGGCGUGGAACGCGUGGCAGCAGUAGGCGGCAAAGGAAGCUAACGCUAAUGAGGAUCUAUUGGCAGCAUGAGUACACUGGGGGGAAGUAGGGGAGAGCGAAAUGCCAAGCCCAAAUUCACAGCGUUGGAUAUAAAUCGCAUGUACAAGAAUAGCCGAGGCGAAUCGAGUGAACCAUCUGCCCAAAAGAAUCAAGUGCCGCGUAAACAUGGAAUGCAAAUUUUGGGAAAAGUGCCUUCAGCUAGGCGGCCACCGGCCAAUCUGCCAUCCCUAAAGGCCGAGACGAACAUCAUCAGUAGCAGCACCACCAACAGUGCGACGCCUUUGAGCAACAUCAGCACCAACAACAACAACAAUCUCCUUGCAUCUGUUGAAGGCAACAGCAGCAGUACGAUCAGCGGCGGCUCAAACGCAGGAGGCGCGGGCGGAACAGCGAUCAGUGCAGCGGCAAGUGGCGCAGGUGCAAACAGCGCUGGCCACAACAAUAUCGCUAGUGGACACAGUGCAGCGGGAGGAUCAGCUCUUGGCCACAACCACAAUAACGCUAGCAAAUACAAUAACAACAGCAGCAACAAUAACAGCACCAGCAACAGUAACAGCCACAGCAGCAACAGCAAUAACAAUAAGAAUUUGAAAUUAAUAAAUAACUCGGCGACAAGCGGAGGCGCAUCGGCCGGCAGCGGCGGAGCAGGGUCGGGUGGUGUUGCUGGAAGCGGCAGCGGCGGUCACGCGAAUAACUCACCCAAGACAUGGUCAGCGAUAACGACAGGACACGAACGUGCAGGCGGCACCGGUGGCCAUGGCGGGCAUGGCGGCCAUUAUGGCAACCGUCAUCAUCAGCAACAACAGCAGCAGGUGGUGCCGCACUAUCAGAGUCCACAGUUUCAAUACGAAUUCCCCACAUUGAUGGGCGGCAGCGGUGGCGCUGCAUCCUCAGGUGGUCAUGCGGGCGCAGCCGGCGGCGGUGGCAAAUCAUCAAAGGACCAGCAGGCGCAUUACCAGGGUCAACAGCACGCACAUCAUCACCAGAAUCAUCAUUAUCAACAGCAACAGCAGCGAGAUUAUCGCGAUCACCAUGGCCAUCAUGGUCGUCAGUUUGGCGGACACGGUGGACACCACUUGCAUCGGGGCAGUGCCACCAAUGCGGAUUCCGGCAAUUACAGAGAUGGCAGCGACGACGUCGGCGGCGGCGGCAACAGCAGCAGCAGCGAACUCAGCGAAAUGAGCCUGCGUCCCCAAAACGACCCAGCCGCUUGGCUGCAGCAGCAGGAGAAGGCCGCCAAGGAGCUGGCUUUGAACCAACAGGGCCAGGGCCACCAGAUACCGGCCAAUGGGAGCGGUGCGGGCGCAGGAUCGGGCGGCAGUGUACCACUGCCCAUACUCUCGCUAAUGCCGUCAUUCAUGCGUAGUGGAGCACCGCUGCCCGCCUCCGGCAUCGGAGGUGGGCCUACAAUGGCAGCGGCUGUGGCAAAUGCCUCAUCCAGCAUUUCCUCAGAUCUGGGCUCGUCGGCGCCAGCGCCCUAUCAAAAUGGCAUCACCGGCAACCGAUCCGCCUCGCCAGCCAUUCUGGGCAGUUUUCGUGCCGCGGCUGCGAUACCGAAGCGUCCAGGCGCUGGCAAUGCAGCGAUGACGACGCCACCACCGUCAGGUACGAUGGGAGGAAGUGGAGGGGCGACAACACCGCCGCAGCAGCAGCAGCUGCAGACGAACGGGCCCGGUGGCCGCAAGGACAAAGACAAGGACUAUGUGGUAGAGCCAGAGGUGGCUCAAAUGCAGCGUCCCAUCAUUAGGGAAGAGGAUCUGGAGCGCCUAAAUGCGAUUGCGAAGGACGAUAGCUGGACAAAACAGGAUGAAAUUGACUACACAAAGAAACUAACAUUUUCGGAUGAUGAGGAGCACGCCAGUCUGGACGAUCAGCACCACAACAGCAGCAGCAGCAAUAACAGCCACAAUAAGCAGCAGCAGCAAUCAAUCCAAUCCAGCGAUCAGCGCAAGUCGUCGGGCAGCAGCUCGUGGCAGCGCGGUAAGGACAGCAGCGAGCGGGACUUGGAUGGCCCAGCGGAUCAGGGUCAGGGCCAGGAUCAGCGACAGCAGAACGGCCACCGUAGCAGUGCGGGCAAUGUGGUCGUUGGUAGCGGUGGCAUUGCUCUCGAUGCUGGCGUCUAUGAGCGUGUUAAGCAGCGCAAGGAGGAGGAGGAGCGUCGCCAGAUGGAACGGAAACAGGCGGCGGCAAAGAAGCUGCAGGAGCUUGAGAUGAAGAUGAACAGCAAGAAGGCGCUCAGCGAGAGCAGCGGUGGCACCCCGGCCACUGCCAGCAGCGAGGCACCAGCCGUGCCCCUGGCCAAUGUCAGCGAGGACGAGGGCGGAGGUGCCGGACAGCAGCAACAGCUGCAGCAGCAGCGGCGACCGCGUGGCAGCAUCUCAAGCAUGGGCAGCGGCGGUGGCAAUGGCUCCGCCUCGGCUCCAAGUGCGGCAUCUGCAGCCGCCGGCGAUUAUGGCCAAAAGCCCGUCUUCAUGACGCAUUUCCAAUCGAAUUUACCGCCGCGUUUCCAGCGCCAGCAGCAGCAGCAACAACAGCAGCAAUUGCCGCGCGGUGGUCUCGAGAAGAGCGCCUCGGCCAGUAGCGCCUUCGAUGGCAGCAACUCCCGCUAUCUGCAAAAGGGCGGCAGCGGCAACGCCGGCUCCAGCGGCAGUGGUGGCAGCAGCGGCGGUGGCGGCGGCUCCGGCAGCGGAGUCCGCAGCAUCUCAGGCGGCUAUGCGCGAGUGGGCAGCGGCAGUGGCAGCUACGGCCGCAAUCGUCAUGACAGUGCCAGAGCUGAGGAGCAGGAUGCGAAUGCAGUGGGAGCAUCCAGUGGCCGUGAGCUGGAGCAGUCCAGGUAUACGCGUGGCCAGGAGUAUCGCAGUGGACAGCAGCAGCAGUUGAUGCAGUCGCGCAGCAUUUCGGAGAAUUCGCAUCGCAAGACGAGCGUUUCCUCCGGCGAUGAUGUGCACAUGGGCGGUGGCUCCUGCUCGUCCUGGGCGGAGCAAACGGAUGCUGAGCAGAAGCAUCAUCGUCAUCGCGAGGAGAGCUUCUCAUCCACGCACAGCCACGACUCAGCCGUACAGAUUAAGAUACUACAGCGGCCAGCGCGACAGCCAAGCCUCAGCGAGGAGAAGGCCCUCUCAACAAGCAGCAGCACGCUCCAGAAACAGCCGUUGGAGCCCAUGCAGCCCAUUCAGCCCACACAGAUAUUGAGGCGCAGCGUUGAGCCCGUUGACAAGCCGGAGGAGAAGCCGGCAGAUCGCGAAGCUGGCGACAAGGGCGCAGAGACGGAGGCGGCCAAGCUGGCUGGAUUCUCUGCUGCCAAGGAUGAUGACAAGGAGGUGUCCCGUAACUCAACGAUCGCCUCCACUGCAGCAUCCGCCGUGCAGUUUGCGGCUGGCAAGCGUCCCAGUCCACGUGGUGGUCGCGGCGGGCGUGAGGAACUGCACACGACAAGGGGCGCGGGCAGGAGCUAUCCGGCCAGUGGAGCUGGCGGUGGCAGCUAUCGCGGACAGCGCAGCAACAGCGACUGGAGCAGCCGCAACAGCGGUGGUGCAGGCAGCGGCGGCCGUCGCUACUACGGCAGCGGAGGUGAGCAGUCCGAGCAAUCGGAAGACGUCGACGAGGAUUGUUAUAGCAGCAGUGGUGGUGGCGGUGGCGCAUCGCGACGAAGUCCAAAAGUGCAGACUCGUUCCGAUCAGAGCAGCAACAGCAGCGGCUCUGGUGUGACGGCUGCAGCAGCAGCAGGAGCUGGAUCGGGAGCAGGCGCGGGAGUUAACAAGGCGGGCUUUUCGCCAAGAGGCGAGCCCUCGCGCCGAGGACGCGGUGGUCUCUCCAGUGCAGGCAGCUCGGCGUCCGGUUUCCGACGACAGCCAGCGAGCGGAGGACGUGCGUAUGGCCGAUUGGGCUAUGAGGAGUACAGCAAGCGUAACUCUGAAUCGGAGACGGGCAAUGUGUCGGAUCUGGACAAGACCAAGCAGAAUCAGAUGGCGCUCAGUGCAGGACUGCACAAGGGCAAGGACGAGAAGGAGGAGCUGUUGGCCGACAAGGAGAAGACUGCCGGCAGCGGCAAUGCUAGCAGCAGCAACAGCAACACCAACACCAACAUCGUAAGCAACAUUAAUAUACCCAACACUGCCGUGGCCAAGGAGGAGCCACACAAAGAUGGGCCUGCAACGGGCCCAGCGACGGGAGCCGGAACAGCGGGAGCAGCAGGAGCCAGGCCGCCGCCAGGACUGAGCACAGCUGUCGUUGGCGCCGCCUCUGCUGGACUGCCCCUAUUGGCUGCCCCAGGCAGCGAUGUGCCCGGCAAAAAGAAGACUAGCGAAUGCACAACAAUUGCGCCACCAGUGGCAGCAGCAACGGCAGCAGCAGCAGCUGCUGCAUCAGCAACAACGGCGCCAAUUGGCGACAAGUCCAAGCUGUCGGCCAUUGGUGACAAGAGCGCCCUGGCUGUGGGCGUGGUUGGGGCGGGCAAUCUAUUGCUAGACGCCAAUGCUCCAGUGAACACCAUCAUAUUCGAGAACUCCACGUACAAGCAGCAGCAGCAGCACCAAGCGGCCGCCGCUGUGCCGCUCAAGCCCCAAUCCCUUGGAGGGGCAGCGACCGCUGCAGCUGUCGAGAGCCUAUCGAGUGCGCUCUCGCAGAUGAGCUUCGGCGGAAAUGACGAUGAGCAGCAGCAGCAGGACAUGAAAUUGGGCUUCAGCUUCAGUGACGAUGCUGCCUCGCUCAAGGUGGUGGACAGUUUGGAAGCGGCCAGCAAGGCGGCCUCUCAACAACACCAGCAGCAGCAGCAGCAACAACAACAACAACAACAACAGCAACAACAGCAGCAGCAGCAGCAACAACAACAGCAGCAGAACAAUUCUACGGCGGAUCUGAAUAUGAAAAUAGCGAGCGUGAAAAAGGUGUGGGAAUCGGCCACGCCCAUGUCGGAGACAACUCAGCAGGCAAGCCAUGCGGCUAGUGCACAGCAGCAGCAGCAGCAGCAACAACAGCAGCAGCAGCAACAACAACAGCAGCAGCAACAACAGCAGCAGCAGCAGCAACAACACGGACAGCAGCAGGUCUCAAACUCGGUGGUGGAUGACAGCGGCAGCCACAUAAGCGGCGCAUCGUUUGUAGCCGCCGUGGCUGCCUCGCAGCAGCAGCUCCAGCAACAGAUGUCGCACUAUGCCGUAUCCGCGGUGCACAUGCAGGGCCAUCACCAGCAGCAGCAGCAACAGCAACCACAACAGCCGUCACAUCACCAGCAGCAGGCACACCAUGCUCACCACGCACUGUCCUCGCCGGGACCGGUCUAUGGCAGCCACGGUUCGCCGUUCGACACCGGCUCGCUGGACCAGCAAUUCCAGCAACAGCCGCAGCAGGAUGACUAUCCCAGUCCACAGCAACAGCAGCAUUCGCAGCAGCAUCAGCAGGCGGUGAAGGCCAAGCAGCUGCACGCCGGACUGGGCAUGUCACCGCCGCCUAGCCACCAACAGCAGCAGCAGCAGCACUCGCAGCAGCAGCAACAUCAGUCCCAGCAGCAGCAACAGUUGCCGUUCUAUCAGGCAUCGCCGCAGUUUGGCGUCGGCGGCAUUCCAACGAUUCCCAGCCCGCCGGCGGUUGUGUUCAACUCAUCGCAGCUGGCGCCGCCGCCGCCGCCAUCGCAGGCGGGCAAUCUGUACGCUUCAUUCCAUUCGCUUGAUCAUUCGAACCGCUCGCCCGCAUACUCAGCGGCAGCGGCCGCCGCUGCCCAUUGCCUGCCCGGCCACUAUGCGGCAGCGGCGGCGGCGGCAGCUGCUGGCGGUGCCUUCAAUGCGUACGCCAUGCAGACGCCGCAUGGCCAUGGCGGCAAUAUGCCGCCGCCGCCAACAGCGCCCACGCCGGACAUGUACUCCAAUAUGCCGUCGCAGUACCGGAUCGGCAGCGGUCCCUUUGGCCAGCCGCAGCCCAAUUCACAGCAGCUGAACAAUCCGAAUGCUGCCGCCGUUGCCAUCAUAUCCUCCAACAGCAGUUCCAUGAUGUCGUCGGGCGCGGCCAAGCCGCCGCCUCCCAGUCAACAGCCGAUCGGGGCGAUUGGCUCCAAGUCGGCGGGCAGUGGUGGCGGUCCAGGUCCUGGGCCAGGACCCGGACCCGGGCCCGGCUCCGGUCCAUAUGCGGGCUACAUGAAUAUAUAUCCGCCGCAUCCGGGACAGGGCGGACCGCCGCCCGGCGCCCAUCAGCUGCAGUCGAACAGCUACUACUCGAAUUCCGCACCCGGAGGUCCGACCGGUCCACAGUACUAUGGCGGGCCACCGCAGGGCGCUGGGGGCGCGGCCCAGACCUAUGGCCUGGCCACCGCGGCCGGCAUGUACGGAGGCCAUCAGGGCGGCCCGCCCGGCUCCAAUGGUCCGCCCGGACCCCAGUCGCAGCACACGAUGGGCAACUUCAACACGCAGUUCAUGAACUCGCAGCUCCUGUCGGCGGCGGGCAUGAGUCAGUUCCGAAGUGGCCCGACGCCCGGCGGCGGUUACCUGAAGAACAGCCAGGGCCAGGGACACAUGCAGGACUCGAUGGGCAGGCAACUGAAGAGUCCAUUGAGCGCUGACAUAAACCUGGCCAAGCAGGGGCAGUCGCAGCCAAGUCCGCCGCAUCACAAGAACUAUGGCGGCUGGGACCUGCAGAAUCAUGUGCUGCAGCAGCAACAGCAGCAGCAGCAACAACAGCAGCAGCAACAGCAGCAGCAGCAGCAACAAUCUCAGCAGCAACGGCAGGGUGGCAACGGCAGCAACAUGAAUGCACUCGGCGGCCGUGGCAGCGGUGCCGUGGGCAGCGGCUCCGCCGGCUCCCAGGUAGUGGGUGGUGGUGGCAACGGUGGCGUUGGCAGCGUGGGGCAGAGCAGCGGCAGUGGUCAGGGUCGAUAUCCGGCGCCCAUACAGCGGCCAAACAACUAUCCACAGCAUCCGCAGCAGCAGCAGCAGCAGCAACAGCAGCAACAACAGCAGCAGCAGCAGCAACAACAACAACAACAGCAGCAGCAGCGCGAACAGGCAGCGGCAGCGGCGCAGCGCGCCCAAAGCAUGCGCCAAGUGACAGGGGGCGGUGCGGCCGGCAGUGCCGGCAAUAGUAACGCGCCCGGCGUACCGCCUGGCGCCAACAAUGGCGGCAACGGCGGCCCUGGUGGCCCAGGCGGAGCCGGCGGCGGCAACUCGCCCGCAGCGGCAGCGACGGCGCAGCUGAGCAAGCCCUACUAUUCAAAUAAUGCGGCGGGCGCUGGUGGCGCCAACCGUGGUGAGUGGCAUGCCAAUUGAGCCUACGAUUGAACCAAUGGCGCGGCAUUGCCCAGUAAACCCCUCGCACACACACACACACACACACACACCCACACAGACACAUAGACUCACAACUGCGCAUGCAGAUACACACAAACACAACCAUACGCAGAUCUUCAUAAAAAUGCGCGAUUCAGCAAUGGAAGAUCAAAGUGACAAAGCAAGCGAAAUAUUUACUUAUACAUACACACUCAGACACACACACACACACGCUCGCACGCAUAUAACACUAUAAAGAAGAACGGUAACAGCAGAGAACGCGAACUAUUAGCGAAAGGCAACAAGCAAUGAGAGAAACGAAUUAACAAAUAGCGCAAACAGAAUUAAAACUUCAUACAGAGAAAUGGAAAAAAUAUAAAAUACAAAAU